Frankliniella occidentalis (western flower thrips) is the source of this 1622-nucleotide messenger RNA. Its product is annotated as gastrula zinc finger protein XlCGF57.1-like. Gene Ontology annotation, biological process: regulation of transcription by RNA polymerase II. The record is from RefSeq and is a predicted model, not a curated record. Gene Ontology annotation, molecular function: RNA polymerase II cis-regulatory region sequence-specific DNA binding; DNA-binding transcription factor activity. NCBI's taxonomy places the organism in Eukaryota, Metazoa, Arthropoda, Insecta, Thysanoptera, Thripidae. The transcript is spliced from 3 exons. Bases 6 to 1622 code for a protein of 538 amino acids.
CAACCAUGCCUCUCCGAUGCGACGUUUGCUAUUACGAAGCUAUUUCCUCGACCGUACUUAAAAACCACAUGAGAAAACACACUGGAGAAAAACCUUUUGAGUGUACUGUAUGCAGCAAGACAUUUUCUCAAAGUUUUAACCUUUAUAAACAUCUUCGGUUGCACACUGGUGAGAAGCCUUUUGAGUGUACUGUGUGCAACAAGAAAUUUUCGGAGAGCGGCACUCUGCGCUCACAUCUUCGUACGCACACUGGAGAAAGGUCUUUUGAGUGUACUGUGUGCAGCAAGAAAUUUUCAGAGAGUAGUAGGCUGCGCAGACAUCUCCGAACGCACACUGGAGAGAAGCCUUUUGAGUGUACUGUGUGCAACAAGAAAUUUUCGGACAGCGGCAGUCUGCGCUUACAUCUUCGAACGCACACUGGAGAAAGGUCUUUUGAGUGUACUGUGUGCAGCAAGAAAUUUUCAGAGAGUAGUAAGCUGCGCAGACAUCUCCGAACGCACACUGGAGAGAAGCCUUAUAAGUGUACUGUGUGCAACAAGAAAUUUUCGGUGAGCAACAGUCUACGCACACAUCUUAGAACGCACACUGGAGAGAGGCCUUUUGAGUGUACUCUGUGCAACAAGAAAUUUUCAGAGAGUAAUAAGCUGCGCAGACAUCUCCGAACACACACUGGAGAGAAGCCUUUUGAGUGUACUGUGUGCAACAAGAAAUUUUCGGAGAGCAGCAGUCUGCGUAAACAUCUGCGAACGCACACUGGUGAGAAGCCUUUUAAUUGCACUGUGUGCAACAAGAAAUUUUCGGUGGGUGACAGUCUGCGUAAACAUCUCCGAACGCACACUGGAGAGAAGCCUUCUGAGUGUACUGUGUGCAACAAGAAAUUUUCGUAUCGGUCGAAUCUCCGCGUACAUUUUCGAACGCACACAGGUGAGAGGCCUUUUGAAUGUACUGUGUGCAACAAGAAAUUUGCCCAUUCUAUUAACUUUUCUUUCUUUUGCAGAAACUACGGUUAUUUUCAACACCAUACCAUGCCUCUCCGAUGCGACGUUUGCUAUUACGAAGCUAGUUCCCCGACCGUACUUAAAAACCACAUGAGAAAACACACUGGAGAAAAACCUUUUGAGUGUACUGUAUGCAGCAAGACAUUUUCUCAAAGUUGUAACCUUUAUCGACAUCGUCGAUUGCACACUGGUGAGAAGCCUUUUGAGUGUACUGUGUGCAACCAGAAAUUUUCGUUGGGUGUCAGUCUGCGUACACAUCUCCGAACGCACACUGGAGAGAGGCCCUUUCAUUGCACUGUGUGCAACAAGAAAUUUUCGACGAGUUGGAAUCUUCGGUCACAUCUCCGAACGCACACUGGAGAGAAGCCCUUUGACUGUACUCUGUGCAACAAGAAAUUUUCGGAGAGUGGUCAUCUGCGUCAACAUCUCCGAACGCACACUGGAGAGAAGCCUUUCGAGUGUACUGUGUGCAACAAGAAAUUUUCGGAAAGUGGCAAGCUUCGCGCGCAUCUCCGAACGAAAACGUUUCGUAGUACCAGGGACAAUCUAAGCAAUACUAAAGAAUUUUUUCAUAAUAUACAACACCACAAAGCUUUAGUAGCUGCUAGACAAAUUUUCUCGUAA